Molecule: messenger RNA, 1698 nt
Organism: Salvia miltiorrhiza (redroot sage)
Lineage: Eukaryota; Viridiplantae; Streptophyta; Magnoliopsida; Lamiales; Lamiaceae
Product: endoplasmic reticulum oxidoreductin-1-like
Exons: 10
Coding region: 1-1440 (479 amino acids)
Biological process (GO): protein folding in endoplasmic reticulum
Cellular component (GO): endoplasmic reticulum; endoplasmic reticulum membrane
Molecular function (GO): FAD binding; protein-disulfide reductase activity; thiol oxidase activity
Source: RefSeq, a predicted model, not a curated record
AUGGCCGAAGCUAAAGCUGUUGAUGGUGGUAAGAAAAAACAGUUGAAGAAAUUCAAAGAGGGAAAAGGUGGAAUGAGGAAAUUGGCAGCAAUUGGGGCAGCUUUGGUGGUGGUGGUAGCCAUCGCUAUAACGUACAAUCAUGCUCAAAUUCACAAGUCUUGCCAUUGUUCUCAGGAUGCUCGUAAGUAUACUGGCAUUGUUGAGGACUGCUGCUGUGAUUAUGAGACGGUGGAUGGUGUUAAUGGGGCUGUACUGUACCCUUUACUUCAAGAUCUUGUUCGAACUCCAUUUUUUCGAUACUUUAAGGUUAAGUUGCGGUGUGACUGUCCCUUUUGGCCUGAUGAUGGCAUGUGCAAGUUGCGUGAUUGCAGUGUAUGUGAAUGUCCAGAAAAUGAAUUUCCCGAACCUUUCAAGCGGCCAAUUCAGUAUGGUUUGCCAUCUGAUGACUUAAAAUGCCAAGAGGGAAAACCACAGGCUGCCGUUAAUCGUACUCUGGAUUCAAAGGCCUUUAGGGGCGGCUGGAUAGAAGUGGAUAAUCCUUGGACCCUUGAUGACAUGACUGAUAACAGUGAGAUGACAUAUGUUAAUCUGCAACUGAAUCCCGAACGGUAUACUGGCUAUACCGGGCCAUCAGCUACAAGGAUAUGGGAUGCUAUAUAUUCAGAAAAUUGUCCAAAAUAUCCAUCAGGAGAGAUUUGUCAGGAGAAAAAAGUUCUGUACAAGUUAAUUUCAGGUCUUCACUCCUCAAUUUCAAUUCACAUUGCUGCUGAUUACCUGGUUGAUAAAGCUAGAAAUCUGUGGGGUAGAAAUUUGGAUCUGAUGUACGACCGUGUUUUGAAGUAUCCCGAUCGUGUGAGAAACUUAUACUUCACGUUCAUGUUUGUUCUCCGAGCUGUGACAAAAGCUACAAAUUACUUGGAACAUGCUGAAUAUGAUACCGGUAACCUUGAGGAGGACCUGAAAGCACAGUCUUUAAUGCGUCAGCUACUUUACAACCCAAAACUGCAGGCUGCAUGUCCACUUCCGUUUGAUGAAGCUAAAUUGUGGCAAGGACAAAGUGGGCCGGAGUUGAAGCUCGAGAUUCAAAAGAACUUCAGGAACAUCAGCGGUCUGAUGAAUUGUGUUGGAUGCGAGAAAUGUCGUCUUUGGGGUAAACUUCAGGUCCUUGGUCUUGGAAGUGCCCUGAAGAUUCUGUUCUCCGUUGAUAGUAAAAACCAUCCACAUAAACCACUGCAGCUGCAGCUGCAAAGAAAUGAAGAGAUUGCUUUAGUGAACCUUCUUCAUCGACUCUCAGAAUCUGUUAAACUUGUCAAUGAAAUUGGUCCUUCAGUUGAGAAGACUAUGGAGGAGUUCACAUCUGAGCCUUCAACACAAGAAAUUAGUUUACUAGAAAGAGCGCGGUUGGCAGUAGGAAGGAUUUGGUUGAUCCUUCCACUGUAGCUGGCCAUUGCUUUAUGAAUUUUGGAAGUCCUUGUAGAGCAUUUAUACAUAACACCGAGGAAUACUAUACUAUUAAAAAUGACUAGACAUCAGAGUAACUUUCUUAUUGCCCCAUGUAACAUUACUUAGGAUCAUAUUUCUUGUUUUUCCAUAGUGUUUUGUUGCCCUAAAUUGGGGAGUACUAGUAUGUUUUGUAAUGAACAGAGUAAACAACGAUUUAAAUCGUUCACAAAAACAAAUUGUGUCUUUGCCAUUUAA